Belonocnema kinseyi is the source of this 1863-nucleotide messenger RNA. RefSeq names its product DNA ligase 1-like. The coding region runs from base 150 to 1412 and encodes 420 amino acids. The transcript is spliced from 5 exons. Lineage: Eukaryota; Metazoa; Arthropoda; Insecta; Hymenoptera; Cynipidae. The record is from RefSeq and is a predicted model, not a curated record.
UUGAUGUCAAUAAAAUUUAAAAAGCCGUUACAAACCGCAAUAUCACGUAGAAAACUUUUAAUAACUAAGUGAAGAUUUGAUUGACAGUUUAAGUUCAGAUUUCAGUAAAGUCAGAUCUAUCUUGAAAAGUCUAAAAUUGUUUAUCAGGAAUGAUUGAAUUUCAGAAGCAACAGAAACAAACAAAUGUGCCUAACAGAUCUCGACGAACUCCAUUAAAUGUGGUCGUAGAAAAAAUUGGAUCAAGUGCUGUUGUUCAUGGAAAUCUAGGAAAAGAGAGUCUGAAAGAACUGCUGAUGUCGGAAUUAUCUUUGAUAUCCAAAUAUGAAUCGCCUGAAACUAAAGAUUCGACUUCUUCUUUAGAAAAUACCUCGGAAAAUACAUUAUUAACACAAGGAUUUUCAGAAAUUAUUUCUAAAGCAGGCGAUAAGAAAAAUAUUUCUGAGAAAAGUAAAUCUGAAGAAGAAAUGAGAGAAUUAAAUAUUGGCAAUGAAAGAAAAGCGGUAGAAAGUGAUAAAGAAAAACAAGAAGUAAAGAGUAUAAAGGACCCUAUGAAAUUUGACAAAAUAUCACAGGAAAAGGAUAACAAUAUUACUAAAGAACUACAGAAAAGUCAAAAAGAUAUUUUUGAAAACGAAGUGACAAACAAAGAAGUGAAAGAAGAUCAAGAUAUGAAAAAUAAAACUAACGAAAAUGAGAAAAAGGAUCAAAUAAAUUCAAGUAAUGAGGAUUUUUCUAUUCACGGAAAGGCGGGUAAAGUUAUGAAAAAGGUCGAUACUAAAAACGAAGAUAAGGAAAAGGAUUCUGGAAAGGAAAUUACUGAAAAUGAAUUUGAAAAAGGGGAUUAUGAUACAAAAUUUCAGGAUAAAGAAAAAGGAACCUUAAAAUGUCAAAGUAAUAAAGAAACAAUUCGAAAAACGGAAAAUAUUUUACAAGAUAAAAGAAAAAAGGAAGAAGCAGAUGACACAGUGAAAUAUUUAUUUCAGAAAAAAGAUUCAAAGCUAAGGGGAAAAAAGUGUAUGUCAAAAAGAGAAAAGAGAGAAAAGAGAAGAGCAAUUAUGAAGGAUAAAAGUUCAAGAUAUUAUGGUGAUCUUGAUGAUGAUAAGACGAAACAAAUUGAAGAAAUUUCAGACUUUGAAGAUUUUGCAAACGAUUCUGAAAAAAAAGAAAGAGGUAGCUGUUUUAGCAAAAGAAGUUCUGAUAUUCAAGAUAUUUUAGCACUUUCUUAUGAUGGCAAAUGGCUGAGGCAGUAUUUGAGAAAACCUUUGUUUUUGGCCAUGAAUGAAAUCGUUAAGAAAAAGCCUAGAGAUCCUGUAAAUUAUCUUGGAUUUUGGCUUUUAAAUUACAGAAAGGCACAGGAAAGCUUGAAAAGAAAAAUGGACUUAGAAGAAGAAUUGUUGUCGAAAAGGAAUUAGUGGAAUCUGAAAGAUCUGCAAAAUCGCAUGUGACCAUUUUUUUACACGAAUAAUAGUUUUUUUUAAACGUUGAAAAUGGCAUUCAAAAAUAAAGAAUUCACAUUUAUGGCUAAAAUUGCCUCUAAAUAUAAUCCAAGAUAAUUUUAGAUUAUUUUAAUGCGAAAUAUUCACUCUUUCACUAUGGUAUAUUAUAAUUGGUUAAACAGUUGUAUGAUCAAGUUAAAGAAAUGACGAAAUUCAUCAUUGAAGAAAAGGAAAGCAAACAUCAAGAAGGCGAGGAAAAUAUAGAUGACUAGAAUUUUUCGAAUUACGGAUUUAGAUAAAUGUGUUCAAAUUAAAAAUCUUUAUUUGUAAAAUAUAUUACUUUAAGUAUUAUAUGAAUGAGCACACUCAGAUAGAUAAAUAAUAAAUGAAUAAGAUAUUAUGAAUGUAGGUACCUAUUAUGUACAUA